This is a messenger RNA of Suillus paluster, 2229 nucleotides long. RefSeq lists its product as uncharacterized. The transcript has 6 exons. Bases 1 to 2229 code for a protein of 742 amino acids. Lineage: Eukaryota; Fungi; Basidiomycota; Agaricomycetes; Boletales; Suillaceae. The record is from RefSeq and is a predicted model, not a curated record.
AUGUCCACUGCAGCUGAAACCUCUUUUGCCGAACUUAAGGCAAUCACUAGGCAGAUUGUUGACAUUGUCCACGCGGCUCGGCUCCUCCCACCCAGCAACAGCCACUUGGCUCUGAAAGCACAAGUCACUGAACUGGUGGCUAAGGCCGUCCGGGACCAUGAGGCUUCACCUUGCAUUCCAGGCAUAGUCUUGUCCUGCUCCAAGGAGUUACUUCGCGUUCGGCAGUUGUCCCCCCAGGAUUCGCCCAACUGGCACAGCAUCGGCCAUAACGAUCUUCGCCUCCAGAGGCACAGCUGGCGCCACAAGGUCUCCGCAUGGGAGGCUUUAGGCGACUGGACAUUCGAUCUUCCGGUCGAUGCUCCCAAAUCCACUGACACUGUUGCGGUCGACCUUCUGUCACAAAUCCCAAAUACGAACCAUUUUUCAUUUCUCGGUUUUCCUUCGGCUACUUCCAGUACCCGAGCCGGUCACGUGACUCCUCAUCAUAGGUCACCCGUUGCUUCUCCGAUUGGCUCCCCUACUCCAUGGGCUAGAACAAUCUCGCUUCCUAAAGAAGAACUGGUCGGAUCCUGGGUUUCUAUUUACAUUGCCGGCCCAUUGUCCAGCACUAUCGACGAGUCCCGGGAGAAGUGUGAGGAUAAGGGUAAGGGUAAGGCGUUAGAUGCUGACCCGGAACCUGAGGCAGAUGGGAGUAGGAAGAGGAAAUCGCCCCUGAUUUCGGGACCCUCCCAACCGCCGAAAUCCACGAUGAAGAGUCGCAAGAGGGCAAAGUCAGCUCGGGUUGUGAAGUCAGCCGAGUUUGUGGAGUCCGAGGAUGAACCUGUGGACAAGCCGGCUGCCCAAGGAGGGCCGGUCGUCUUACUUCAUUGUCUCACCUCAGUCUCACCCCGCAUCCCCAAGAAGAGACCUUUUGGCCCUGCGAAGGUAAUUGCCGGAAGGCGUGCAGAUGUCGCCGGGCAGACCGACUCGACAUCCAACACCCCUGUGGUCACCCCGGUGGUGGCACCAACUGUCAUUGAUGGCCCUGCUGGAAGCCCUCCGGAGGUCGUCGAGCACUCGGACUCGGCGUCCAAUACCCCCACGGUCACCCCGGACGUGGCGCCAACUGUCAUCGAUACAGAUGACAUUCUCAUUCCUGGACCAAACAACCCAUGCUGGGCUUGCAACAAUGCGGAGUUGCCCUGCACGACCCGGUUUGACAAGAGGACUGGGAAAGGCCUUCUCUCCUGUGUUGUCUGCAACACAAAGAAGGUAAAGUGUUUUUCCGUCACCCUUGGAAGUCCACCGAAAUGGUCGCGGGGUAAGUUGACCACCCGGAAGGCCAGGUCCCAGACACCUUCCAAAGCUCCAUCCACCUCCCAACCAAAGGCCCAGACCCGCAGCCAAUCUUGUGGUGUAGCCGGAGCUACUGGUGCCAGUGCUGCCGGAACUGCCAGUGGGUCUGCUGCGACCGUGCCUAAGACGUGCGGUCGCAGCAAGACAAUAACUGCUGUCAAGGCACCCGCCCCACCACCUACACCCUCACCUGCACCAGCUCAUAAGUCUUUCGAAUUUCUCAUCAUCAUCUUAUCUUAUUGCUUUGUAGCAAUUGCAUCUUUGAGUGCCCACGUGCCUCGUGCAGCUCUCGAUGUCCCUAUGCCAGACCUCCAUUCCAUGGCAAGAAGUAUUCGCGAUAGUGCCGAACACAUCAAGGCUCUCGAGGAUCUUGUUGCCAAGCAGGGCAGCCAUAUUGAUACCCUCAGCAGGCUCCAUGAGAGCCUUCGAUGCCAAACCAUGGAACCCCAUCCCUCAUUUCCCCUUCCCACCACUCCAGCAAUUGCAACGUCUUUGUUGCUUGAUCAAUCCGUCACUGGAACAACGUCACCCUCCCAAUCCGCACUCCCUCCUCUCAUUGAUAUUUCGAUUGCAGUGGAGCCCACACCCUCGAAAAUUGAGGAUUGCUCUGCCAUUGAGGGUCUUUCAUUUGAGCCGAGCCAAGUUCAACCAGCCCCGGACCCAUCACCUACUCCCUCAACUGCUGGAGCAAUUUUGGUGCCGGAUGAUCCAUGCAACCUUGUCCCAGAAUACGAUUCUGGUGAUGAGAUGGAUGUUGAGGUGAAGGUUGAAGUUGAAGGUGGUGAUGAGGGUCAUCUGGUCAAGGUUGAAGGUGGUGAUGAGGGUCAUCUGGUCAAGGUUGAAGGUGAAGGUGAUGAUGAGGGUCAUCUGGGCGAGGUUGAAAUGUCUACAUAA